GUGAUACAUGGUGAUUUAAUUUUAGUCGAAUGGCAUUAAUUAAUACUGUGCAAACUCUUACCCCUAUUCCAUAUCCCCUGCGCAAAUGAAGAGCAUCUAUAAAGUCACCAACAGAGGUCCCCAUCACCCACCGUGAAAGAAAUAUCUGGCUCUUAUCUGACUCCAGUAUAGAGUCAGACAAGGCUAAAUUUCCACUCGUCCAGGGGCCCCAGAAAUCCCAGGUUUGCUCCAUAUCAUUUGUGCCAACAUAAUCUGAAUCAUUGCAAAUUAGAAUGUCUACAAUGACAGUUCCUCCACCCCCCAUCUUGUAGCUUUGUCUUGUAGAGGGAAAAGAAAAAAAGAUCAAAUUUUAGGAUCUUCAUUCUUUGAGUUUAUAAUUAGCAGAGUUGUCUUUUAUCAACUUGCUUCUGUUUUUCUUUCUGUCAAAUAAUUAAGACAUGGAAGUCCAAUAUUCCCUCUCUCUUAGCUCCGUUUUUGGUCUCUACCAAUUCCUGAGGGAAAUAUCUGGCUCUUUAGCUGCUAAAUGCAAUUCCCGUCGGUCCUCUGCCUUGAUAAAGCCACGUAGAGUCACUUUCCUGUCUUAUUGCCUCUGUGCAGCCGUCACCAUGACUGUGGUGCAUUCCGGACCCGACCCCCUAUAUUAACCGAACAGCGACAGGGUAAGGUCGUGUUAUUUCGAUAACACAUAUACUAAAAUUGGAACGAUACAGAGAAGAUUAGCAUGGCCCCUGCGCAAGGAUGACACGCAAAUUCGUGAAGCGUUCCUCAUUUUUCAGAGAUAUCUUUUUCAAGAUUUUAACUAUAGUCGGUUUUCACGUCAAAAACCGAAAAAAACUGAGAAACUGGCCCGUUUUUCCAGUGUCCGUAACAUUGUGUAAGAAACUGCAGGUUUUUUUUGGUGCGGUGUAAUGUUUAUUUUCCAAUUUUUUCCUUGCGUUGUGACUGAAAUCAAUGGAGAGGGUGAACCGGAAGUCGAAGUAAACCGUCAAAAUAAAAAUGAAAUGUUUGCGAACUUUACUAUCAGGAGAACGAGGCAUUUCGCGGAUGAAUUGCAUAUAGCUUCAGAUUAAGGUAAAGUUAGUUAGUGUGAUACAUGGUGAUAUUAUUUUAGUUUAAUAGCAUUAAUUAAUACUAUGCAAACUCUUACCCCUAUUCCAUAUUCCCUGCCAAAAUAAAGAGCAUCUAUAAAGUCACCAACAGAGGUCCCCAUCACCCACCGUGAAGGUUAUAGCAUUGACAUGGUUUAAAUAACAGUAAUAAUAAUUAUAACUACAUUCCUCUAUCAUGACAUGUGACUAUUUUGCUAGUACUAUCUGAUAUUACGUGUACACUUUCACAGUAACAGUCUGACCUGUAUUGUAGAUAGUUUUGCUUAUGUUUGUUUAGCUUGAUAUCUUUGAGCGGUAGAAGUAUUCAGAUCAUAUAAAAGUAAUACUAUCACAGUGUAGAAAUAGCAGGAUUCACGGUUUGUUAACUGAUUUAAUGUAAUUGGAUUCAUUGGGGAUUUUGAUCAUGACUUUGCACCCAGCAGCAUAUCUUUCUGCAGAUCCUCUUGGUCAUAUCUGUUUCUCCUCGAGAAAAAAAAAAAAUCCAAUAGGCUAACCACAAUAUUUGUACUUAAUUCCAGAAAGACUAUGUCUUUGUGUAAUUUGUAAUAUCUUACCUGAAUAAUCCCAUAUCUCAUCAAUUUUGGAUUAAUAAUAAGAUAAAAGAGGUGUCUUUUAGAGUCAUUCCUUGGUAUUAACGCUGAGGUCUUUUUUUUUGUUUUGUUUUUUUUUUACAAAGAAGUGCAAAGAUCUAUUCCCAUUCUCACAACUUUUGGCGAGAUGUCAGUUAAUUUUUUCCUCAACAGACUGGCAUAUAGAUUCACUAAUUACUCCAUGCUAUGUUAAAUCCAGGCUAUAUCAUUGUUGGCAAAAACACACAUCCCUAUAUGUCACUUUUCAUUUUUUUUUUCAGUUAACUUUCCCUUCUACACAUGCAAACCAAACUCCCUUUGCCUUUCAGCCCCGCCAACAAUAAUGAUGUCACACUGAUAAGAAAAUAAAUAACAAUGACUAUCAAGUAACAGGUAGUGUUGUUGAAAGAUUUUGGGAUUUAAAACUUGUAGUGGUUCCAUGAAGACAAAUGGAAAUACAAGUCAGUGCCUAAAUGUCCAACCUUCAUGCAAAUGAUGCGGUACUUACCUUAUGAAAUGUGUGUAUUUCAAAAUACUUAUAUGUAACACUCUUGGCCACUGUGUGUCAUUGUGAUGUAUGAUCAUCUGUAUCAAUACCUGUCUUCGUUUGUUGUUGUUGUUAUUUGCAGUAAUAAUAAAAACGAAUAAAUAAAGUAAAGAAAAAGACCCCGCCGUACUGCUCCGUACUAACUCGGUGAUCUCCGUCGGUCACAUGACCCUCGCUUUGCGGUUUGCUACGUGAGGACAUUGGCCCAUCCUGGAAAAUUAGUCCCUUUUGCCGAAUCGCCAGACUAUCGCGGUGCCGUAGAGCAGACGUCAGUGUCUUGACCUUGACGGAUUGGUCAUCACGCAGAAGAGGUCUGUUCCUGCUUCAGGUCGGUGGAAACAAAACCGGUUGUCCUGCAUCAUGAGUCAGCGGACGGAGCGACGGGGGAUACAUGUCGACCAAUCAGACCUGCUGUGCAAUAAGGGAUGCGGCUACUAUGGCAACGCAGCAUGGCAGGGUCUGUGCUCCAAGUGCUGGAGGGAGGAGUACCAGCGGGUACGGCAGAAACAGAUCCAGGACGACUGGGCCUUGGCAGAAAAGUUGCAACGAGAGGAGGAGGCAGCGUAUGCAAGUAGUCACGGAGUGCAGACCCAGUCCCACGCCCAGUCCACAGCACCACACCCAGGACACGCCUCUCUAGGUCCCUUUUCCAAGUUUGAGGAAAAGAAAACCAAUGAGAAGACGCGAAAAGUGACCACCGUUAAGAAGUUCUUCAGCCCUUCAUCACGCACUGCUCCCAAGAAAGAAACCCAAGAGGGCAAGACAACCAGUCCAUCCAUCAGCCGCCAUGCUAGCUUCGAUACAGAUCAGGUGUCCAAGGAUUUUGUGGACUUCUUGAAAAACCUCCAGAAGCCCGGCCGGGAGAUCCAUAAGCAGUGUCGAGCCUUCAUAGUGAACAUGUCGAGCAAGAAGGACCUCAGUGCUGAUGAACUCUCGGAGUGUGUUCAGGAUUUCUACCAGAGCAUGGCCGACCGCUUGAUGAGUCACUUUAAAGGCUCUUCGGAUUCUGUGGAGCAGGUGAUGGACCAGGUGGAAAAGUACAUCAUGACUCGUCUGUAUAAGAGUGUGUUCUGUCCAGAAACCACUGAUGAUGAGAAGAAGGAUUUGACCACACAGAACAGGAUCAGGGCUUUACACUGGGUGACCAUCCAGAUGCUCUGUGUGUCUAUGGAUGAAGAAAUCCCCGAAGUCUCUGAGAAUGUAGUCAAAGCAAUAACAGAUAUCAUUGAGAUGGACUCGAAGAGGGUUCCUCGGGAUAAACUUGCGUGCAUCACACGCUGCAGUAAACACAUCUUCAGUGCCAUUAGGAUCACCAAGAAUGAACCGGCCUCUGCUGACGACUUUCUCCCUGCACUCAUUUACAUUGUGCUCAAGGCUAACCCUCCACGGCUUCAGUCCAACAUCCAGUACAUCACCCGCUUCUGUAACCCCAGCAGGCUGAUGACCGGAGAGGACGGAUACUACUUCACCAACUUGUGCUGUGCAGCGGCCUUCAUCGAGAAGUUAGACGCUCAGUCUCUCAACCUUUCCCCGGAGGAAUUUGAGCGCUACAUGUCAGGCCAAGCUUCGCCACGAUUAAGCAGCUCAGAGGGUGAAUGGCCCCAGACUGGCUCGGCACUUGGCGUGACUGCCACCAACCCAGUCCUGGCUCAGCUCAAUCACAAUCUGGAGCUGCUGUCGGGCCUCAGUAGCAAGCAGGAGAGGCUGAUGGAGGCUGCGCAGAGCCUGCAGGCCGACCUCCUCUCCUGGCCCGAGAAUGUACAGCGGGAGGUGCACGACAUCCUGGAGAAAUACCCUCUGGAGAUUUUGUCUUGCACAGUUUCUGCCAUCGAUGCCAACAACAUGGACAACGACAACCUACCACCACCCCUCACGCCCCAGGUAUUCGCUGGGUAGUGGAGUCUACAAAGGGAGGAAAAACCUUUCACAUACAGCCAAAAUACUCCUGCUUUAAAAAGUUGGCUUAUUGCCUUUGUUUUGAGUUUGAUUGUAACAUCACACAUGCACAAAUCUCCUGUAUAGUUGGGAGCCUCAUCUUGCUAAGCUUCUCCUGCACCUUAAAGGCUCGGGCAAUAUAUUUGCUGCCCACCAAUUUCCCUCAUUCUGAGUGUGUAAAUGUAUCCACUAUAUAAUGCCCUCAGAAAAUACACAAUGGAGAGAAAAAAGUAGGGUUUCACUAUUGUUGUGUAUUUCAUAGAAAUGACUGUCGAGCGGCUGUACGGCUGACCGUGAUCACGCAAAAUGCUGAUGAUUUGUAAGUGUCUGAAAAUCGCAGAUUCACUGCUCGCUAAUAAGUAAACUAUUUAGUGUAGGGCUGCAACUAACAAUUAUUUUUAUUAUUAAUUAAUAGUUUCGUCUAUAACAUGUCAGAAAUGGUGAAAAACGGCCAUCACAACUUCCCAAAGCCCAAGGUGCACCUUCAGAUGUCUUAUUUUGUCCGACCAACAGUCCAGAACCCGAGAUUUUCCCUGUAGCUUGACUAAUUGAUCAAUCGUUGCAGCUCUAAUUGAGUGUCCAGGGAGUAGUGGAGGAGUGGACGAAGGAGGGAUUUCAGACACAGCCAUGGUCUCAGCAGCGUUUAGAAAGGCGAUAUUUCACAGAGAAAUCAGUUCAUUUCAAUGGAAUCACAGCGAUCGGUAGAUUUGCUCUCAGGGACAAAAUUAAUCUGCACUAAAUCUUUCAUGUCAGUUUCAACUGUGGUAACCUGGGACAUGCAGAUUAGCGCUGUUGACCAAUAGCAACGUCAUCCUGAUAGUGCCAACCUUCAUGGGAAAACCAUCUACUAUCAUUUAAUUCUCCUCCGUUGGAGUAUAAACUCGCACAAGAGGAAUGUUUUUCAUCAGUUAUGAGACGGGAGACAACGGUACAAAUAAAUUUCUUGAAUAAAAAGUGAGACCCUGCUGUUUCAUUAGUGACAGAAAGAGAGGGAAGCUUGUGAAGCUAUUGUCACUGACUAACAUGCUAGCUGUUACUCAACAGCUACAGUAGUUCACCAACUAGCACGGGAAGGGACUAACUGUAUUUGCAGUCAAAUAGAAAAUAGCCAAUAAUUCUUUCCUGUAGUGUGUCAGGUGUGAAAGAAAUACUCGGCUGAUUCACUUAAAAAAAAUACAACCUGGUUGACGUUACAUAAGGUGAAGUUGAUGUUAGCCUGUUGGAGAUGCUAACAUUUAUGUUAGCCCUAUAAAAACUAUAUGAAGCAGAUUAUGAUAUAACAUAUCCUUUGGAAUAAAACUGAAAACGCAAACCUCUCGUGUCAGUUAGUGACAGUGUUUGAUUUGAAUGAAUUAUUUGCGCCUUAAUUCGAAACAUAUUCCUCAGUAUUUUUUUUUACUUCUUCCCGCUCAGGAUAAAAAACGUAACGGUACGGUUUCAACCACAAAAUCACCAUAUACAACAAGCCAAUCCUUAAUAUCUGACAAAUAUUUAAUAGCACGAUUAAGUCAGAUCCUAUUUCAUUAUUUUUUCCUCACUUUGCUAAUGUUAAAAUGCUGGUUGUAUCUAGUUACAAACACCCAAGUUACAUUUGCACAGUUACAAUUGACGAUUCCAUUCUUUGUGUGGCUUUCUUGGACUUUUAUUUCACCUAUGAUUUUUACACAGACGUGAUCAUCUCAUACUGUUGAGGUGUGAUCGGGCGUUUGUGGCUGCCAAAUCUUCUGAAAGGCCCUCAGCUCCCACUGCUCCUCUUUCAUCACAGCUGCUGAAUUGUCAUUGUUUUCAAUUUUAGACACCUCGGUUUCCACGCAAAUCUGGCUUUGAACGACAAGUUGAAAACACGCUCCAGUAUAAACAUCAGGAUGUGGUGGCGUGUUUGUGUUUUGUUUUUGAGGCCAGUUCAACUUGUCAGUAUAGCAGCGUGAUCCCAGUUUAAGCUAUUUUGUGUGGAGCUGUUUUAUGUGUCUGUUAUGGAGUUUGUUGAACAGCUGCAACUGAAACCCAGCAGUUAGAAGAAACACAGAACCACUCUGGAGCAAGUCUUGUCAUUGUCAAUUAUGAAAUUAACUUCAAGACGCCGUUUGGUUUUAUUUUUAGUUUUUACAAAACCACUAUAUGUUUUAAAACUGUACUGUGUUUUUAGAAUGAACUGUAUUUGCAGGCGAAUAUGCAAGCAUUCUGCAUAUUCGCCUCUAUAAUGAAUGAUUUAGUUUGUCAUUUUUUGAUGUGUUUGAUGUGUUUGAUUUUUGUUUGAUCUCUGGUUGAAACACUGCUGCCCUACUACAAUUUUUUUUUCAGUGCUAUCACACUGCACAACAUCACUAUUAAUCCUGGCAGAGGGACAACUUUACAUAUAAAAGCCUAUAAAAUUAGAUUACUGUUAUUUACAAUACUUACUCAACUGCAAAGAGAAGUAAAACUCAGUUUGUCGUGUGGGGUUUAACAAAUCCAGAUGGCAGGAUGUUAGCUAGCCAAAAUUAUUUUGUUAAUUCUUUUAGCCAGCUUGUUUUUUUUUUUUUAACAUCAGUUGUUGGAUUGACUUUUUAAAAUCUAAAAUUAAAUUAUGUGAAAGACCAAAGCACUCUUAUUUUAAAAUAAAUGCACUAUGAGUAGAGAGUCAGAACCACAAGUAUGAAACAUAUGAUUUGGACUUACGACUGGCUGUUGACGACACUCUCUUUCUUUCUUUUUUCUUUCUUUCUUUUUAAAAUUGAUUUAAAGUUGAGGAACCACUUUAAAGAAUAAGUCUGGUGAUGUUCUGUAUUUUUAUGACUAAGACCAAAACCGUCAAUGAAUUGAUCCUAAUGACAAGUAUUUUGUUUGUAGCCAAAGCCUGAUAUAUUUCAGUCCUUUGUGCCAUAGAGCUCUAUUGUUGUCCAAAAACUAUUACAGCCACACUGUUGCUCUGGGUGACAUGUUCCUCCAUUACCAGUAAAAAAAAAAAAAAAAGCAAAUAUGUAUUAAUCUGUGGCUGUAAAUAGUCCCCAAAAAUUCACAAUUUACUCCUGCUUGAGUGAUGUUUGCUAAAACCUACAGUGCCCAGCUAUUUUAGAAAAAGGUUAAGCCUUUUUUAAAAACUGAAAACUACAUAUUUGUGAGCCAUUUUUAAAGAUUUAUGUCUUCCAUAGAAACCAGUGAGCUAAGUUGGGGCUGGGUCAGGGUAGAUAGGGAACUAACGCGUUCUUGGUUUUGGUCCUUUCAAGGGAUUUGUUGACGAUAAGAAAAAUUCGGAACAACACCAGCCUUAUCCUUCAAACAUAUUCUUAAAUGUGAAAUAAAAAGCUACCAAAAUCUCACACAUUUCAUGUUUAUGAUAUAAUAACAUUUCAUACAGUUAAGUGGUUAAUGACAAAGUGUCCAUCAAAAUUUCACAAUGAAAUGACUUUUUGAAUUUUUUCUGGACUUAUUUGGUAAAAAAUUGGGCUAAAUUAAACUAGAAGCUUCAAUCUUCUUUAGACAAAAUUACAAAUAUUUAAUAAUGCAGUUAAAGAUGCAUGAGUGCACAAACGUGGAUGAUGCCAUUUGUUGGGAAAUUAUAUAAAUAAUAAUUAUUGCAUUUUUGUUUUGAGUGAAAUAAAGAAGGAAGUAAAACGUAAA
This is a messenger RNA of Xiphias gladius (swordfish), 7760 nucleotides long. RefSeq names its product rab5 GDP/GTP exchange factor-like. The transcript is spliced from 10 exons. The record is from RefSeq and is a predicted model, not a curated record. Gene Ontology annotation, biological process: vesicle-mediated transport. Lineage: Eukaryota; Metazoa; Chordata; Actinopteri; Istiophoriformes; Xiphiidae. The coding region runs from base 2586 to 4121 and encodes 511 amino acids. Gene Ontology annotation, cellular component: cytosol; endocytic vesicle. Gene Ontology annotation, molecular function: small GTPase binding; guanyl-nucleotide exchange factor activity; DNA binding.